Messenger RNA from Hyposmocoma kahamanoa, 1336 nucleotides. Its product is annotated as CCAAT/enhancer-binding protein gamma-like. The transcript is spliced from 3 exons. The record is from RefSeq and is a predicted model, not a curated record. NCBI's taxonomy places the organism in Eukaryota, Metazoa, Arthropoda, Insecta, Lepidoptera, Cosmopterigidae. Gene Ontology annotation, biological process: DNA-templated transcription; regulation of transcription by RNA polymerase II. Gene Ontology annotation, molecular function: DNA-binding transcription factor activity, RNA polymerase II-specific; RNA polymerase II cis-regulatory region sequence-specific DNA binding. The coding region runs from base 202 to 576 and encodes 124 amino acids.
UGCGUCAGUGAUUCUUUUCAUUCUUUUGCGUGUUGUUUAUUUUUACAUUUAGCAGUUUUGCACAAUAUUGUGGUUUGCGAUACAAAGCUCGACAACAAUUGAAUUUGAUUUCUUCUUCAUUACAAUAUUCGAGCUUUAGAUAACUUCACAAGAGACUCCUCAUCGUCGAUGUUCACUCGUGUGUUCGUGAAAUAAUUUUUGAUGAUAUUAGACGCGAGUUACUACGGUGUCAUGCCUCCUGUGAAGCAACGCGGGAGCAGACGGGGUCUCAGCGACGCUGACGACGAGGAUGACGAUUAUCGUAAACGGAGAGACAGAAAUAAUGAGGCAGUCAAGAAGUCAAGAUACAAGACAAAGCAACGAACCCAAGAGACAUUCACACGAGUAAGCAAGCUUAAGGCUGAGAAUCAAGUUUUGGAAGAAAAAGUUAAAACAUUGACUAAAGAACUUCAGUUUCUUAAAGAGUUGUUCCUUGCACACGCGUCUAAUACGCAGAAUGGUAAAUUCGAGGGGGUUGACUUGGAUAAACUUCUGGAGGAUGUUCCCGAGGAGAAGCAGAGUAGUAAUAAGAAAUAGGUAAAUUAAGGUUUUGGGUGAUUUUAGAUCGUGUCUGGUUGAAGUGUGAGAAAUUUAGUUGGUUGAUAUAGUUCUGUAUGAAAAUAUACUAGUUUAUAGCGCCUGUCACGCGGGUCCUGAGUGGGGGUCAUUUAGAACUGGGUGUUGAAUUCAUUUGUUGAAUAUACUGGUAAAGACCAGUUUAUUUUGAGACGGCAUUGCUUAAGGGAGUCACCACACUUAGGCUCAGUUUACACUGCCGCGGAACGGAAUGGAAGCGUCAGUUUCGCCUCGCUGUGCGAGAAGGUGCGCGCGGUCGCUGAAAUGCUGGAGCAUUCGCGAACUUUCUCGCGACUGCGCCUUGAGCUUGUAAUUUCAUCGACAUUUGACGUAACACUUCCCGCGGCUACGCCGGGUGUCGCCAAGGCAACUGCGGAAAUUCCGGCGAGUGCGCGAACAUUCGUUUUUUGACUCGUAUCUAGUUUGUAUGUUACACAAUUGACAUAUGAUCAUUUUGCUAUGUACAAUUACGUUACAAAAAUUCUCUUCCAUUCCGUUCCGCCGCAAUGUGAAUUGAGCCAUAUUAAUACAGAAUCAAUCAGAGCGAAAAAGACGUUCCACGCUUCGCCACAGCUUCGACAGCCGACGCGAAACGCUCGUUAACCUGUUGCGCUCGACUGCUACAUACAGCCUUUUCUUAAUGGCUUAAUGACUCUUUAGAAAACUAACUGUAAUUCCGACUAAGCAAAGAUGGCAAGUUAAGCAAGUUUUUCGUAUUUAC